AACAUAAGUGCUCGUUUUCGCAAUUUACAAAAAGAGCACUCGAUUACUUAUUGGAACCUACAUGGCGCGAAUGCUAAGGUGCUUGUCAAGUCCUAAAGGUGCCGUCCCAUCUUGUCCACUGUUCUCGAUGAUUCAACAAGGUCGUACAAGAUUCAUAUUCAAAGUAAGCGCAUAGACCCACAAUGGCCUAAAGAGCUCUGUUCUCCCCGAUUGGUGAUAUUUGCUAAAUACACUUUCAGGGCCAAGUUUGGUAUUGCACGGAAGAUGGAAUGGUAGCAGAGUGCCCAUUCAGUAUGAAGUGGAAGUGCUGCAGCAGAUUAAGGCGAGAUUCAAUUUAAGUUCGAGCGUCUGCGGGAAGAGGAUGGUGUCCUGGAAUUGAUCGCCUCCUGCUGGAACUGCUGUCGGAUGCAUGGAGGGACGUGCAACACAAUUUGCAGCAGACGAGAUUUCGGACAUCGAGGCGCAGAAACAGGAGAGUUUGGAAACAUUGACUGUUUCGAUUGGUGGAUCUGAUCAGAGCAGAGCAGAGCAGUGAGCUCAUUGGUGGAAGGAAGAAGAAGACUAGAAGAAAAGCGAUUGUUUUGGUGGUGCAAGGUUGAUGACAGUUUCAGGAACUUGGGACGUUGUGGCAAAAGUGAAGAACGCAGAGCGGAUGGAUGAUAGAUUUCCGAUCGAGGAGAUGCCUUAUCAGUAGUACUUGUCUUCUGCCGCUGGUGCUGGUCUUGUUUCUUGGGUGAGUGAGAGUCGGUUUUGAGCAGGGCGGCAGAGCGAGGCGGGGUGGAUCAGGGCAAGGCCAGGCGUGGCUGCCAUUAUGUCGUCGCAAAAUGUGAUUGUCUGUGACAAUGGAACCGGGUUUGUUAAAUGUGGUUUUGCUGGAGACAAUUUCCCAACCGCAGUCUUCCCUUGCAUGGUGGGAAGACCUAUGCUCCGUUACGAGGAGAGUCUCGGAGAACAGGAGCUUCAGGAUAUAGUUGUCGGAGACACGUGUUCUGAACUUAGGCAGCAGCUGGAAGUUUCAUAUCCUAUCAACAAUGGUAUCGUUCAAAAUUGGGAUGACAUGGGACAUAUUUGGGAUCACACUUUCUUCAACAUUCUACACGUUGAUCCUUCAGAGACAAAAAUUCUUUUGACAGAUCCCCCUUUAAAUCCCACAAAGAAUAGGGAGAAAAUGGUUCAAACCAUGUUUGAGAAGUACAACUUCGCUGGAGUGUUUAUCCAGAUACAAGCGGUCCUUACUCUAUAUGCACAAGGGCUAUUAACUGGGUUAGUGGUUGAUUCCGGAGAUGGAGUUACCCAUGUCGUACCAGUCGUUGAUGGCUUCUCCUUUCCACAUCUUACCAAGCGAAUGAAUAUAGCUGGCCGGCAUAUUACAUCGUAUCUGAUCGAUCUUCUUCUCAGACGAGGGUAUGCUUUCAACAGAACAGCAGAUUUUGAGACUGUGAGGGAAAUGAAGGAGAAGUUGUGCUACGUCAGCAUCGAUUACAAGCGUGAGUAUCAAUUGGGAAUUGAAACAACAAUCUUGGUCAAGCAGUAUACUCUGCCAGACGGAAGAGUGAUCAAAGUUGGAGCAGAACGGUUCCAAGCUCCUGAGGCACUUUUCACUCCGGAGCUAAUAGACAUGGAGGGAGAUGGGUUGGCAGAGUUGGUUUUCCACUGUGUCCAAGAAAUGGAUAUUGACAAUCGGAUGCUGCUUUAUCAACAUAUUGUUCUGAGUGGCGGAAGUACAAUGUAUCCUGGUCUACCUAGCAGAUUGGAGAAAGAGCUUCGCAAGCAGUAUUUGCAGGUUGUUCUUAAGGGGAAUAAGGAUGGUCUUAAGAAAUUGAGACUGAGAAUUGAAGAUCCUCCAAGGCGAAAGCACAUGGUUUAUCUAGGAGGAGCAGUGCUUGCGGGGAUUAUGAAGGACACCCCUGAGUUUUGGAUUAGCAGGCAAGAGUAUGAAGAAGAAGGUUUCAGAUGCCUCCGAAAGUGUGGACAAGCGUAGAUUUUACGUGAUUUUUUUUUCAAGAAUCACAUUGUCGAGAACAGGAGCUGCACCCGAGUGUAGAUGACUCGGAAGUGUUGAUGGCUUUGGAGUUCAUAGAUGUCCUGCCUGCUCUGUCAUUCUAGAGAAGAGACGUGUGAGCCUCACCGCCCAUUCUGGGUUUAUUCAUGUGUACAGUAAACAUCAUGCAAACAUUCGGAUCUACAAGCUGAACAUAGAUCAAAAGGUUCCUUACCAAUGAAUGACAGGGACUAUAAAUUUGAAAAAUAUCGAUCGAGGAGUCCCUCGAGCGCAGGGCCUGUUCAUGCAUGGAUUUCAACGUUGUAGCUUCAUUUCUCAAGCAAACCACUAAAUGAAAGAAUCUCCUCAGGG
Molecule: messenger RNA, 2353 nt
Organism: Marchantia polymorpha subsp. ruderalis
Lineage: Eukaryota; Viridiplantae; Streptophyta; Marchantiopsida; Marchantiales; Marchantiaceae
Source: the annotation of a GenBank genome assembly